Molecule: messenger RNA, 501 nt
Organism: Corticium candelabrum
Lineage: Eukaryota; Metazoa; Porifera; Homoscleromorpha; Homosclerophorida; Plakinidae
Product: TNF receptor-associated factor 6-like
Exons: 1
Coding region: 1-501 (166 amino acids)
Molecular function (GO): protein binding
Source: RefSeq, a predicted model, not a curated record
AUGGAUCUUCUUCUUCAGAAAGUGUCUGAUUUGAGGAUAGAAAACGAGAAUAUUAAGCGUCAAUUGCAUGCCACUACAGGAAAAGUUUGCACUUUUUUCUGGAGAAUCAAGAACUGGCCAGAUGUCCUACAAGAUACAAAGAAUCAUAAACGUGAAACUAUCUACAGUGAAAGUUUUUACACAGGAUAUCCAGGAUACAAACUACGUCUUAUGUUUAAACCAAACAAAACCAAAGGAGGAAGUCAUGAGUUUUAUGUUGGCGUUUUAUUGCAGGUGCUGAAGGGAGAAUAUGAUGAUCUAUUAGAAUGGCCAUUUCCACUAAAGUACAAACUGUUCAUAGUCGAUCAACAGCCAAACGUAACUGUUGCCAACAUAACAAAAAUAGUAGACCCAAUUAAAUGGCUUCAUCUUGAUGUUGAAGAAGUACUAAAGAAGCCAACUGCUGAAUACAACGAAAUGGGUUUUGGUUUUCUAGGUUUCGCCACACAUCAUUCCCUUUAG